Molecule: messenger RNA, 2673 nt
Organism: Pteropus alecto (black flying fox)
Lineage: Eukaryota; Metazoa; Chordata; Mammalia; Chiroptera; Pteropodidae
Gene: PLVAP
Product: plasmalemma vesicle associated protein
Exons: 6
Coding region: 79-1401 (440 amino acids)
Biological process (GO): regulation of vascular permeability; positive regulation of cellular extravasation
Cellular component (GO): caveola
Source: RefSeq, a predicted model, not a curated record
GAAGGGGCACAGCCGCCACCCAGAGCAGGCCAGCCAGCUGAGCAGCGCUGGUGCACUGGGCAGCAGGCGGGGGAAGAAAUGGGCCUGGCGAUGGAGCACGGGGGCUCCUACUCAAGGGCGGGGAGCAGCCCACGUGGCUGCUGGUAUUACCUGCGCUACUUCUUCCUCUUCGUGUCACUCAUCCAGUUCCUCAUCAUCCUAGGCCUUGUCCUCUUCAUGGUCUAUGGCAAUGUGCAUGUGAGCACCGAGUCCAACCUGCAGGCCACCGAGCGCCGGGCCGAGGGCCUAUACAGCCAGGUCGUGGGGCUCACGGCCAGCCAGGCCAACCUGUCCAAGGAGCUCAACCUCACUGCCCGUGCCAAGGACACCAUCAUGCAGAUGCUGCUGAACGCCCGCCGUGACCUGGACCGGAUCAAUGCCAGCUUCCGCCAGUGCCAGGCCGAUCGGGUGGUCUAUGUGAACAACCAGAGGUACAUGGCUGCCAUCAUCCUGAGUGAGAAACAGUGCCAAGAACAACUCAAGGAGACUAACAAGAGCUGCAAUGCCUUGAUCCUCCUGCCGAACCAGAAGGCCAAGAUGCUAGAGGCGGAGCUGGCUAAGGAGAAGGCAGUGUGCGCCAAAGACAAGGAGGGUCUGGGGCUGAGCAAGCGGGUGGUAGAGGAGCAGAUGGCCGAGUGCGGCAAGGCCCGGGAGCAGCAGCAGCAGGAGCGGCAGCUGGCCGAGGAGCGCCUGCAGAAGGUGCAGACCCUCUGCCUCCCACUGGACAAGGCCAAGUUCGAGACAGAACUGCGCAACCUCUGGAGGGACUCCAUUAUCUCACGCUCUCUUGAUUCUCUGAGCUACAGCCCAUACCAUCCCUUCGGCUCAGAGGUGGCCUCCAUCCGGAGAAGCUGCGACCACCUGCCUACCCUCAUGAACACCAAGGUGGAGGAGCUGGCCCAGAGCCUGCGGGCUGGCAUUGAGCGUGUGGCCCGUGAGAACUCGGACCUCCAGCGCCAGAAGCUGGAGGCCGAGCAGGCCCUGCGGGCCAGUCAGGAGGCCAAGGAGAAGGCGGAGAAGGAAGCCCAGGCCCGGGAGGCCAAGCUCCAGGCCGAGUGCGCCCGGCAGACCCAGCUAGCGCUGGAGGAGAAGGCCGUGCUGCGGAAGGAGCGAGACAAUCUGGCCAAGGAGCUGGAGGAGAAGAAGCGGGAGGUUGAGCAUCUCAAGAUGCAGCUGGCUGUCAGCAACUCAGCCCUGGACACCUGCAUCAAGGCCAAGUCGCAGCCGAUGCCUAUACCAAGACCUGUAAGCCCUGUCCCCAACCCGCCGCCCAUUGACCCAGCUGGCCUGGAGGAAUUCAAGAGGAGGAUCCUGGAGUCCCAGCGGCCCCCUGCAGGCAAUGUAGUCCUGUCCAGUGGCUGAGGAGGCUCCCGGCCUGCAGGACUGAGGGGCGGCCCUGACUCGUCAAUCUGCAGACCUGGUGCAACAAGACGUCCACAGCACAGAACACAACCAGGGCCACACUCAGGCGACCUCCUGCACACACACCACAGUGGGCACCCUUGGCCUGCGCCCCAUGCUUGUCACACCACCUAAUACUCUCACAGACCCACACCUAUACCACACAAUCCCUCACCAUCACAGAUGCUGUGAUGACAUCCCAGCGACACAGCAAUGCUGUCACACAGACACGAUGACAACGUGAUUCAUACUCUUCUGCCCAACCUUCGCCCAGUUUUACACCCCUCCAUGCACACGGGCCCAGGCAUCCACAGCACUCCUCACACCCUAUGCCCCGUCUGUGCACCCCUGCGCCUGUGCCGCCCUCCUCCUCCUAUUCCCUUAUCUCUCGAUGCUUCCUCACUCCCAGUGCUUCAGGCCUGGGGAAGUGAGAACAGGAAGACAUUUACCUUCAUCCCUGGGAGUUUCCAGGACCCCCUCUCGCAACAGGGAGCAUCUGAUCAAAGGGUGAAGGUAGCCCACUGGCCAGCCUCAUGGCCAGCAAGAGCACUGACCCUUCAUUCCCUCUCCCCCGAUAUGCAGCCCUUCCUGUGGUCCCUAUGUUAGUGGCACUAAAUAAAUAUUAUUGACCCCUUCAGAAACGUCAGAGUUGUGAUUUCUGCUUUGAAAAGGUACCUCUUGGCCUUCAGCGAGAAAAGACUAGAAAGACCAAAGUUGCAGAACCUAACACCCUUCCCGCAACAUCCUUAGGCCAGAAGAUCCUUCAAUACAGAACAAACUUUGGGGGACACCAGCUUCCCCCAAGGUCUAGGCAUUUCCAUGUGGCAAGAGACGGCAUUGCUGUCUAUUUCUUGUUUAAAACAGUAGAUAUUUACAAGGCAAUUUCUUAAAAAGCAGAUUACCCAUUUGUAGCUUUCAUUUUUCUAGAUUUGCAAAGAUUCCCCCAGGUCUUGACAACAAUUGCUGAGGUUACCAAAGCCUGUCAUGAAUUGCAGGAACUCCUCCUCGCCAAAAUUAUUCCAGGAACAAUAUCAUAAAAGUCUCAGGCCGUUUGUUUUGUUUUGUUGUUUGUGGUGAGAUGGGAUGUCAGAAAGGGCACCAGCAUCUAGUUUGGGAGUGCUUCAACUCCCCGAUCACUAACUUAGGUAGGCAUGAGAAGUACAUUAGAGCAGUGGUCUCCAACCUUUUUAGCACCAGGGACUGGUGCUCCUAAGAGAAUCUAAUGCCUGAUGA